Paramacrobiotus metropolitanus is the source of this 2740-nucleotide messenger RNA. Its product is annotated as calcium/calmodulin-dependent protein kinase kinase 1-like. The record is from RefSeq and is a predicted model, not a curated record. Lineage: Eukaryota; Metazoa; Tardigrada; Eutardigrada; Parachela; Macrobiotidae. The coding region runs from base 471 to 2495 and encodes 674 amino acids. Gene Ontology annotation, molecular function: protein kinase activity; ATP binding. The transcript has 7 exons. Gene Ontology annotation, biological process: activation of protein kinase activity; protein phosphorylation; CAMKK-AMPK signaling cascade.
AACUAGGAAGGGGAUCCCGCAUUCCCGAGGAUCGGCAGGAGCGUUUAUUGAGCGAUGAUUGUACAGCGGUUAAAAGUGUCGUGUCAAUGAGCGCGUAUAUGCCGUAUAUAACAUUGCACGCACGCGUUAUGACUUUAAUUUCAUCCAUCGCGAGAGCCGGUUAAAACACGCCAUUUACGCAGUUUCAUGUAGCGCGUUUGCCGUUGAAACUGGGUUCGCCAAUGAGAACCGCGCCAGAUGAUUUUUUUAUCGCGAACCGGCCGACGGCCGCUAGCAUUUCUUAAAUAAUUCCGUAAAUUAAUCGACCAGCGGAUUUAAGUAUCAGUGGAUAAUUAUCCAGUGUUUUCUACGUGAUCAGCUGAUUUAUCGCGAUGGGAGGCGGAGCACGAUGGGUGCGCGGCCGUUAGCGUAAUUGACAGGCUGGCGCUGAGUAUGCCCGCUUGCGCGACCAGUGUCUCCACACUUUCAGUAUGCCCGCCGUCGCCGCGCGCUCCCGCCAUCCGCCGCCGAUGAACGCCAACGCGAAAAUUGGGCCGCUGCGGCCACCGCCACCGCCCCCGGUGUCCGCCGCCAAGACGCUCAUCUGUCCGUUCCAUGCGCGCUACAAAGCGCGUCACGCGGCCACCGCCAACGGGAAUUCCAGCGCGAACAACACGGCGGUACGGCCGCCCUUCCUCCGUCACAUGGUGAAGUCGUUCUCCAUCGAUCAGCCGGACUACGAGCUAACCGCCAACAGUCCAACGCAGGAGCAUUACCGGCGCCAGCAUAUCGGCUUCUAUCAGCGACAGCAGCUGCGCCAGCAUGAGCAGCGCCUGCGCAAGAACGCCCUCCUCACCAGCACAGCCCACCCGCCUCCGCACGCGGGCCACAGCAGUGCAACAGCCGCUCUCUCCGCCGCCGCCGUAGCAACAGCAGCUGCCGCAGUCGAUGAUGCAUCAUCCCAGCAGUCGCACGAGGCAGCCGCGGAUGUUGCUGCCAUAAGUAUGCCCGUAUCCGCCGCUGUUGAUCCCGAUCCGGCGCUGCUGGCCCUGCACUCGCUUACUGUCCAUCCGGAUUCCGCGGUGCUGUCCGCCAAAGUGGCGGCGUUACGACGGGACGCCUCCUUGGGCGGUGGCAGCCCCGGCAUGACCACGCGCCACUCGCUAACCACGCCGCUCUCGCUGGCGUCCAAUCCGCGCUCUUUUCCCUAUUUACCGGCGGCCGCCGCGGACCAGCGGAUCCCCUCCCCGACCAGCACGGUCACGGCGGCGCACCAGUAUCCCACUGUGUCCAAAAUGUUCGCCAAAGGAGGCCCGAAUGCCGCCGUGGAUUCCGCCGCGUACGAAGCGGUGCGCAUCUCGGACGUGGGCGACGGCUACGUGUACCUCAACCAGUACAAGCUGAGCAACGAGACCCUGGGCCACGGCACCUACUCCAUCGUCAAGCUGGCCUACAACACGGAGGACAACACGCACUACGCCAUGAAGAUCCUGUCCAAGAAGAAGCUGAUGAAGAAGCACCGCCUGACCAGGAAGGCGGGCGAUCCCAUGCAGGAAGCGUACCGCGAGAUCGCCAUCCUCAAGAAACUCAACCAUCCCAACAUUAUCCGCUUGAUCGAGGUGCUGGACGACCCCCACGAGGACAGCCUGUACAUGGUCUUUGAGCUCCUCGAGCGCGGCGAGGUCCUCGUCGUCCCGACCGAGAAACCCCUGACGGAAACGGUCGCCUGGAGGUACUUCCGGGACCUGGUGCUGGGCGUGGAGUACCUCCACCACAACGGCAUCCUGCAUCGUGAUCUCAAGCCUUCCAAUCUGCUGUUGGACGACAACGACCAUCUGAAGAUCGCCGACUUCGGUCUGAGCCAUAUGUUCGAAGGCAGCGAUGCCCUGUUGUCGGGGACCGUCGGGACGCCGGCCUUCCACGCACCGGAGAUCCUCUCGCUGCAGCCCAGCGGCAGCAAUCACCAUCCUCCUUCCACCUCGCCUUCCGCGCUCUUCCCGAACAACAAAACCGAAGGCCGGGCGGCCGGUGCCGGCGUCUCCGGGCUGGCCAUGGACGUGUGGUCGAUGGGGAUUACGCUGUACAGCCUGGUCUUCGGGGAUGUCCCCUUCCGCGACGAAUCCAUCGUCGGGCUCCAUCAUCAAAUCAAAUCCUUCCCGCCGGUCUUUCCCGCCCAUGUUGUCGUUUCGGACGCCCUCCAGGACCUCGUAACCAGGCUGCUGGACAAGGACCCUGACCGGCGUCUGACCAUCGCCAGGAUGCGGGAGCACCCGUGGAUCACCCGCGACGGCCAGGAGCCCCUCCUGCCGGCCCCGGCCGACAACUGCCAGGCGCCCAUCUCCGUCACCGAGGAGGACAUCCAGGCCAGCGUCCGCUCCAUUCCGCACCUGGACACGCUGAUCCUCAUCAAGGCCAUGCUGAAGCGCGGCUCCUUCCACCACCCCUUCAAGGGUGACCUUUGGGACACGCGCAAGGGCUCGCUGGACAGUAACCUCCCGCCGGCGGCGCCCACGUGAACGCGGAGGCCAACCGGUGCCGACGAUUGUGGUGAUAGUGGAUCUGAUCGUGGGGGAAACGAAGCAAAACGGUGUUUUUUCCUGUAAUAUGACCUUUAUUCUUCCGGCUUCUUUUAAUGCAAUUUACUUGUGGUUUUUGUAUGUCAUGUACUUUCGGUUAUCUGUGCGGCGCUGUGUUUGUACAUGUUUGGGUCUUUAAAAGAAUUACGCUUUUAUCAGUCCGAAACUAUGAAUAAAUAGCGACA